Molecule: messenger RNA, 8324 nt
Organism: Hippoglossus stenolepis (Pacific halibut)
Lineage: Eukaryota; Metazoa; Chordata; Actinopteri; Pleuronectiformes; Pleuronectidae
Gene: setd1ba
Product: SET domain containing 1B, histone lysine methyltransferase a
Exons: 18
Coding region: 846-6239 (1797 amino acids)
Cellular component (GO): Set1C/COMPASS complex
Molecular function (GO): histone H3K4 methyltransferase activity; RNA binding; protein binding
Source: RefSeq, a predicted model, not a curated record
CACAUACACACGAGCGAGCGAGCGAGCCUCACCCAGUUAUGGCGCAGCAGCAUUUCACAGCACAGUGCUCGCCUUUGUCUGCAAAGAAGCCAUUUUGAGACAGAGAACAGCAGAGAAACCAUUGAACAAGUGUAGCCACAUCACCUAAAGGUGUCUUCGUCAAAGGGAAGCAGUGAAAUAUGCAAGAUUCCUCCCUAUAAGACUCAUUUUUUUUGCUCGUUUAAGACUUGGAUUACAUGUUUUUGAAUACUAACUGUAAGUUUACAACAUCAAUCAAAAUAUGUAUAAAAAUAUUGGUUACAUUUUUUUCUUUUUUCAACAAAUAGAGUUUUCAAGAUAACGUUUAAAUCCACAUGUAUGAUCUGUCAUGUUGUCUGUCCUCUGUGAGAAUACUUACGUGUAUAGACAUACCAGCUUGGCAGAAUUAAGUGAAACAGCUCAAAAUCCAUCACCUCUCCAAAAAAACAACAUUUCCUUGUUUAGUUUAGUUUUUCUUAACACGAUGUAGCUCAGUUAGAAAUGUCGAAAUGCAGGAGGUUAUACGUGACUGCAAUCCAGUCUUCAAGGGGAGAGGAGGGAUAGUUUGCAUAUUGCCCACACGAGAUGAUGCUUGGAGAUGCAUGUUCGCUGGCAGAGAGGCAAAUGCAACUGAUUGAAAAAAAGUUUUUUCAAAAGAGCUCUCUAUCUGUCGUGCUAAUGGAUUCCUUCCCUUCACAGGAGACGCUCUCCCACCCUUUAUUAAAGCCAUUGCUAGAGGAUCGGAAGAUGGAGCUGAAAACGUCCCUGCCCUUGCGUUUAGGCCUGUUAACUGCAUUUCACCAAAGUGCUGAGGUCUGGCGAACGGCAUGGACAGCCACCCCGGUGUCUGCGGCUCGGCGGAGAAGCGGAGCCACCACUGGAGAAGUUACAAGUUGAUCAUCGACCCGGCGCUGAAGAAGGGCUCGCACAAGCUGUACCGCUACGAUGGACUCACUUUCAACAUGCCCAACCCCGGGAUGGACCCGGUGGACAUGGUCCGGGACCCGAGGAUCGGUCGCCUCUGGACUAAGUACAAAGAGAUGGAUCUACCGGUGCCUAAGUUUAAGAUCGAUGAGUGCUACGUCGGCCCCGUGCCUCCCAAGGAGGUGACAUUCGCGCGGCUCAACGACAACAUCAGGGAAGGAUUUCUCAUGGACAUGUGCAAGAAGUUCGGGGACAUCGAGGAGGUGGAGAUCCUGUACAAUCCGAAGAACAAGAAGCACCUGGGCAUUGCCAAAGUGGUUUUUGAGAGCGUGAAAGCCGCGAAGGUGGCGGUGCUGUCGCUCCACAACACGUCUGUUAUGGGAAACAUCAUCCACGUGGAGCUGGACCCGAAAGGUGAUAAUCGCCUCAGGUACUUCGAGCGCCUGAUGAAUGGCAGCUACAAUCCGAUGACCCUGCCGGUGGGUGGAGAGGAAGCCAGAGACGUUUCCCCUCGUAGCCUGGCUGAGGUGUUACUGGCCUGCGAGCCCAGCCGCAGGUUGUCAGAGAACAGCGUGUCAGCCGGGGGAGCAGCGUUACCACCCAGCAGCUCCUCCACUCCUCUGUCACUGGAUGCAGGCUUCUCCAGCCUAAGGCAGGACACACCCCAGUCCCAGGGAACCCCUGUUACCCCACGCCAGUCAAGUACGCCCUUUUCUCAAGACUCUAAUUACUCCAGUCGGCAGUCCACGCCUGCGUACCAGUCCAGCCGACCUGAGAGCUCCGGAAGCUACAAAUCCCGGAGACACGAGAGUAAGUUCCAAGAUGCGUACAACCGCAGACCAGAGAGGCCUCAGUACCGCAGCAACAUGUACCGAGGUACGGGAUCGGAACCGGCUCUGUUCAAACAGCACCAACUCACCCCACCUGAGCCUCCACCCUCCACCCCGUCUUUCACAGCGCCUCCCCCUUCUACGCCCAACUUCAAGUCCACGUACUCGCCCUACCAGGCUCCGCUGCCCCCUGCGUUCCCCCCGUCAGAGCCUGCUUUCCAUCACCCACCCCAAAGGGAGGGUGAUUACCUCCGACCACCGCAGCCGCCACCACCACCGGCUGACACUGACUUUUUGCCCGGCAAGGAGAGACCAGAAACGCCUCCGAUUCCCGAGCCCCCACCCGAGCCUGCGGCCCAACCGACCACCCCUCCUCCUCCUCAAACGCCAGAACGCUGCCCCUCACCUGGCUCCCCCGCGCUGGAUCCAGAGCGCAAUAGCCUGGACUCCCGCAUUGAGAUGCUCCUCAAAGAGAAACGGACAAAACUUUUGCCUUUCCUCGAGGAACGAGAUUCGGACACUGAGGUGCUAAUGGAGGGAAGUCCGAUUUCCUCCUCGUCCUCUCAGCUAUCCCCAAUUCCCCCUUACGCUGGCGGCUCUCACGGUGGGCUGCAAAACUCCCGUCCCUCUAGCACAGGCUUGGAGGACAUCAGUCCGACCCCGCUGCCGGACUCUGAGGACGAGGAGCCGAUUCCUGGAACGGCCCCUCUGGUCAAGAAAAUCACUUCUCCUGUCCACGAGCAGAUGAGCAACAGUGACCUGCAAGAUGGACAGUUUCGAGGCCACACUCCCACUGAUAACAUGGAAACGUGUCAUCAGUCGUCAGGCGAAGACAUGGAAAUCUCUGACGAUGAGAUGCCUGGGACUCCGAUUAACAGCGGCGAAUGUGACAAGGGCAUCGUUGUCAACUCCGCAGUGUCCCCGAUGCAGACCAUUAGCCUCCAUCCCCCCGGCUUCCCCCCUAUGCAGCACCAGGCCGCCUUCACGAUCCCGCAUCACCAACUGUCCCUUCACGCUGCCGUCCAGGGGCAUCCUGCUCACCUGGCCGGUCAUCCCGGAGUGCCUCACCAUAUGCUUCAACACAUGGGGCCCUACCCUCAUGGCAUGAUGCCACUGGUGCAAAUGGAGCUGAUGAACUGCUUGCGGUGGGAGCAGUGGAGCACGGUGCCCAUGUCGUUCCAGAUGCAGCAGCAGAUGUUGAGUCGCAUGGCUCAGACUAGAAGCCCCUAUCCCUAUCCACACUUUAUGGACAGUGGUGCAUCGGGGCAGUUUGCUGGGCCCUACGCACCUCUGACUCUCGGUGCUACGCCCACCAGCGGCAGUGCAGCGGCACCUGGGCAACAGUGGCAGCAAUCCAGCGUACCAAAGUUCAACCCCACUGUUCCUCCUCCUGGAUACGAGGGCAAAAAGGAGGAUCCACACAAGGCCACUGUCGAUGGCGUGCUACUGGUCAUCGUCAAAGAGCUGAAAGCCAUCAUGAAGAGGGACCUCAACCGCAAAAUGGUAGAGGUGGUGGCUUUCAGAGCUUUUGAUGACUGGUGGGAUAAGAAGGAAAGCUCGGCAAAGGCAUCUUUGACUCCAGUGAAGGGCACAGAGGGGAAAGAAGAAGAAAGACCCAAACCCAAAGAGACCAUUGGUUCGAGUCUGCUGGAGAACUGGAACAAGGGCGAGGGACUGGGCUAUGAGGGAAUGGGCCUGGGAAUCAGUUUGCGUGGAGCCAUCCGUCUUCCCUCCUUCAAGGUGAAAAGGAAGGACCCACCAGAGGCCGCAGCAGCAGGCGACAGUAAACGAGCCCGACCCUCCACUCCAGUCGACGACGAGCUGGAGGAUGAAGACCGGGAUCGAGACCCAGCCGAGCUCCCCUUGGACGAUUCAAAAACGGACAGCGACGGCAUGUCUUCAAAGAGACGGCACUCGCGGCCACUGGAACUGGACAGCGAGGGAGAGGAGGAGGUGGACACGUCAGGGAAGGAGGAGUCGUCGUUGUCGGACAGGGCGGAUGAAGCUGAAGCUACCGACAGGCUGUCGUCAGGCAAAGAGAGUGGUGAUGAAGAGGGUGACGAUGAAGACUCAUCCAGCGAGAGCGCCUCCUCGGAUUCGUCUGAUGAUGAAGCCGAGAGUUCUGCUUCCUCCAAGGUCGGCUCGGACUCCUCGGCAGAGAGCGAAGACUCGUCCGAGAACGAGUUGAGCUCGGAAGAGGAGGAAGAGGAGGAGAAGGAGGAAGUGGAGACAGUAGGUGAAGACGAUGAAGGCAAAGGGGCUGUGACGUCAACGACCUCUUCGUCCUCGUCGUCCUCAUCUUCUGAUGAAGAGGCAGAGGCCAAGCCCCCGAGCCCACCUGCAAGACCUGUCCUAGAAGACAAGGAGGAGAAACGAAGCAAGGAGGUGGUCAGCAGCAAGAUCAAACGCAGACCUCCAAGUCCUGUGGAGGAGAAAGUGGACCUGAAGCCGCCUUCACUUACAGACCCAGUCAAAGAGCGAGACGAUAAAGACGGCAUCAUCCCCGUAGUGAAGUCUGAACCUCAGGAGCCCGUAGCGAACCUUCGGCCGCCCACGCCCACAGGCACGGCGCCAGACAGCGACCAGGAGUCGAAAGCCAAAGGUAAAACAGAGGCCAGGGAAGUAGCCUGCACCCCCGGUCGAUUACUCCCACCCCACUUAGAUCCACCUGUCCCCAAACCCGUCUCCACAUCGUUAAUGCACCUCCCUCUCCCUCCUCACCCUGCGAUCGAAGGUCGCUCCCUCCUUCAUCCACCCCCCGGUCCCCUGCCUGACCUCCCACAGCGGCCCAGGCUCCCCACAGAUGAGGACAUCCCUCGUACACCGGGUAGGGAUCUGAUGGAGCGUGCCCGCAGUCUGGGGAAGUCCCAGAGCACGGACACAGUGCCCAACACACCGGGUAGUGACGCCCCACUUACGGGCAGUAGCCUGUUGCUUAGCUCGCCUCACAUCCCUGGUAGCCCCUUUUCCUACCCCGCUCAGUCCCCUGUCCUCAGUGCUGGAGUCCCCCGCACCCCAGGAAGAGACUUAACCUUCACCCCUGUCUUCCCUGACCCCACAGCACUAACUCUUAAUAGGAAAGUAUCCUCUGAGAGCCUGGAUGAUAGACCAGUUUUUAAGGAGCCGCCCAUUAGUGCACUGCCUAACCAAACCCUGUCCGCUGGCACAGAGCUCUCAGCUAGUGUCCCUGAAGAUCUGCCUGCUGGUCUCACUGUAGACGUCCCUGUGCCAUCAGACACCGCUGCUUCAAAGAAGAAAACUGGACGAACCAAAGGCAAAAAGAUGCCAUCUGCGGCGGACGAGUCUUUGGAGUCCGAGACCACCCCGUUGCCUCAUGAAGCACACCUCAGAGAUCUAUCCACGCAAAUCAAGUCGGCCAAGUCUCCCGACCACCCGAGUCUGGACUUCCGGGAAGGAGACGUCAAGCCUCGGACGGUUCUGCCGGCUGAAGACGGCUUCCUGUCCUACGAGGACGAGGCGCCUGUGGUCGUGAAGCCGCCUCGGAGGGCGCGGCGAGGCUGGGAAGAGCUGCUGCUGAACAGCCUGUCCCCCGUCACCACGCCGCCUCGGCCGUACUUCAAGCGACGCUCUGACUUCGAGGAGAUGACCAUCCUGUACGACAUCUGGAACGAGGGCAUAGACGAGGAGGACAUCCGGCUCCUGCAGAUCACCUACGAGAAGAUGCUCCAGCAGGACAAUGGCAACGACUGGCUCAACGACACACUCUGGGUCGGCCAUCCUUCUACCAACAUCCCUGGAGUGAAGAAGAAGAGGCGAGACGACGGCAUGAGGGAUCACAUGACCGGCUGCGCCCGAAGCGAAGGUUACUACAAGAUCGACAAGAAGGACAAGAUCAAGUAUCUUCAGAGCACGAAGCUGCAGUUGGAGGAGCCGCCGGUCGACACUCAGGGGAUGAGUAUUCCUGCACAGGUCCACGCCUCCACCAGAUCUGGCUCGGAGCGGCGGUCAGAGCAGCGGCGUUUGCUCUCCUCUUUCGCAUGCGACAGUGACCUGCUGAAGUUCAACCAGCUGAAGUUCCGUAAGAAGAGGAUCAAAUUCUGUAGGUCGCACAUCCACGACUGGGGUCUGUUCGCCAUGGAGCCCAUCGCUGCUGAUGAAAUGGUGAUCGAGUACGUCGGACAGAACAUCAGACAGGUGAUCGCGGACAUGCGGGAGAAGCGCUACGAGGAGGAGGGCAUCGGCAGCAGCUACAUGUUCCGCGUCGACCACGAUACCAUCAUAGACGCCACCAAGUGUGGCAACUUCGCCCGUUUCAUCAACCACAGCUGCAAUCCGAACUGUUAUGCGAAGGUCAUCACGGUGGAGGCUCAGAAGAAGAUCGUCAUCUACUCCAGGCAGCCGAUCAACGUCAACGAGGAGAUCACGUACGACUACAAGUUCCCCAUCGAGGACGAGAAGAUCCCCUGUUUGUGUGGGGCAGAGAACUGCAGAGGAACGCUGAAUUAACGUCCGGUCGACGGCAGAAGAAUCUCCUGCAGGGUGGAAAGAGAGAGUGUUCGGGGACCACGCGCAGACUCCACGCCGACUCCCCGUACGAGGAGGAGGAGGUGAAGCAGUGAAGGUUUUGCUUGGGAGCGAAACCUGCCAACGGCCUGGAUGAAGUUUAAGCUACCUGUACGGAACUCUUCACAUAUUUAACUCUAGAUUGUUUACGAAUUAUGGUGCUCUUGAAAUGAAAAAUGCAUAGUUUUUUACGAAUGCCAGUGACCCAGAAUUUACAGAAGACUUGACAUUUCCCCUCCUCCUCUCAGCGAUUUCAGUAUUUCAGCACGGCUCCUUUCCGCUUCGAGUCCUGGUUUGUACAGUUUUACACUUUUUUUUUGGUUUUGUUUUCUUCUCAUUUGUCUCAUAAGCUUUACGUACACCACACGUGAUACAGACUCACACGAUCAGCUGCUUACUAACACUGUUGAGACGCACAAGCCCACCGGGGGAAACCCAGCCUCUCUGUGAGGGGUGGGGGGGGACGUGGUCGCCCCCCGAUCAGGUGGCAGACGGCGGCGUUUCCCAUACUGCAGCAGGCGGGGAAGCCACUGACUGAAACCCCUGCAUUCUCGCUCCUACCUCCUCUGAACCGGUUUUCUCGGAAAAAUUAAUCAAACUGAUGAAAAAGAAAAAAAUCAUGAAAUCCUGCCACAAAAAUCUGGACAUUAUGGGAAAUCUCACCAGCCAAUGACGGAUCGUGCUGCUUCCUGUUGGUUUAUGCAAAAGUUAAAGACGACGUGAUGAAUUUGUAUUAAGGAUAUUCCAGUGUUUUCCAACUUUUGUUCAGAGGGCUUACCUCUGACUUGUUUCCUUCAAAGACACUAUAUUUGUGUUUGUGUGUCUGAGAGUGAGAAUGUGUGUGUCGAGCUUCUGAUUCGAAGUAUUUAUCAUGACAUCUUAUGAGAGUAUGUGAGUGCACUGCCCCCUGUAGGCCACAGCGCAGAAGGCCGACCAAUCAUGGAGCGCAAAAAAAGUCAAAUUAAAAAUCGAACCCAGCGUCCACUGGGCAGCGUCUGGAAAUACUUGUUUUCAGCUUUGGAAGAAAGAGUUUUUUAAGUGCCAUACGAAAGCGUAACUUGCAAGUUGACGUGCAGAAAAGUCACCUGCAGCCGUGGUAACGUGCACAGAGCUGCUGCCUAAUUCUCUCUGUUGGAUGGUGAUGACACUUGUGACUCUACCAGUGUUUAAUGUUUCCCGGUGUUGCCACGAGUCUGCGGACGUCAGAGGGUCGUUCAUUCUUUAUAACGUCAUUAAGAUAUAAAACAGAAUAUCUGUGAAUGCACUUCUGCUUUACGCCCUCUUCAACACGCCCACUCCACCUCCCACUCCCAUCAAGACCAAGUCAGUCAUUGCUUUUCAUUCAGUUUGAUCCAUGAUGGAGAUUUCCUCGUUUGUCUUUUCCAUCGGUGAUGUUUAUAUUGUAUAUGAUUACUUGUACAGAAGAUCUAAAACUUUUUUAUCUUCACAGGGUUAACACUUUUAAGACGCAUCUUUCGCUUUCUCUCUCUUCUUUUUUUAAAACAAAAGACUGAGUAUUUAAAAAACUAUUUUCAGGGAUCAGUUAAAAAGGAAAUCUGAGGGUUUCAAAGGUUGUUUAUUUAAAGACAAGGUCCCCUGUGUACAGGAAACAAAAGUCUCCGGCUCCCUUUUUGAAAGAUUGUUUCUUGUAGAAACGUCUUCAUUUUCUGCCCAUUUUUGCUUUAUAAUCCUGAAAUGUGUAAAUACUGUAACUGUGAAUACGAUAUAAAUAUAUAUAUUUUUGUUCCCUGGGAUUUGCUACGCGAACACAGCUCAGAGGUGGAUGUAACAUAAUAUGGGGCGAGCGCUGAGCUGGUAGCAGGAAAUUCAGCUUGUGUCAAGCUUUGUUUUUUUAUUUUCUGUUGUAAAUUCUAUGAAAAGUUGUUUGCGGUGUGGAGAAAAAAAAGGUGCAGAAUCGGCAUGGGAGGAGGAUUGAAGCAUCGGCUCGUCUCAUGUCUAUUUAUUACACAACAAAUGUAUGAAAAGGAAAAAUAGUGGAAAUAAAGCGAUUUUGCAUACAUCCAUAAA